Molecule: messenger RNA, 409 nt
Organism: Corticium candelabrum
Lineage: Eukaryota; Metazoa; Porifera; Homoscleromorpha; Homosclerophorida; Plakinidae
Product: SWI/SNF-related matrix-associated actin-dependent regulator of chromatin subfamily A member 5-like
Exons: 3
Coding region: 19-345 (108 amino acids)
Biological process (GO): nucleosome organization; regulation of transcription by RNA polymerase II
Cellular component (GO): chromatin; nucleus
Molecular function (GO): DNA binding; histone binding; chromatin binding
Source: RefSeq, a predicted model, not a curated record
UAGCUAUUAAUAUUACUAAUGGUUGAUCUUCAAGCUAUGGAUCGUGCUCAUCGUAUUGGACAGACAAAACAAGUGAGAGUUAUCCGGGUUAUCACUGAACAUACGGUGGAGGAAAGAAUUGUGGAAAGAGCUGAAAUGAAAUUACAGCUUGAUAAACUGGUUAUUCAGCAAGGGAGACUUGUUGAUCCAAGCAGUAAAGUGGGCAAAGAUGAGAUGUUGUCAAUGAUUCGACAUGGAGCAGAUGCUGUGUUUGCAUCAAAAGAGUCUACUGUUACUGAUGAAGACAUAGAUGCUAUACUGGCAGAAGGAGAGAAGCGUGUAAGAGAAGCUGUUACCAAGUAUUAGUAGACCAGGCACAUGUAAUUGUUAUCUGCCUUUUGUAUCACUUCCAAACACAGAGAGAGAGAGA